AUGCUUUACUUUGCGGCCGAGGCAGGCCAGACCGAGGUCGUGAACAUGCUGAUCGAGCACGGAGCCGACCGGAACAUGCAGAUCGAGACGGGCGAGACGCCGCUCAUCGCCAGCGUGCUGCGCGGCCACCUCGGCGUCUUCAACGUGCUCAUGCGCGCCGGCGUCGACGUCAAUCUGGCCGACGAGGAAGGAUGGACGCCCCUCAUGUACGCG
Messenger RNA from Emiliania huxleyi CCMP1516, 213 nucleotides. RefSeq lists its product as hypothetical. Gene Ontology annotation, molecular function: protein binding. The annotation marks the transcript as partial. NCBI's taxonomy places the organism in Eukaryota, Haptophyta, Isochrysidales, Noelaerhabdaceae. The transcript has a single exon. The record is from RefSeq and is a predicted model, not a curated record.